Molecule: messenger RNA, 3401 nt
Organism: Thunnus maccoyii (southern bluefin tuna)
Lineage: Eukaryota; Metazoa; Chordata; Actinopteri; Scombriformes; Scombridae
Product: interferon-induced GTP-binding protein Mx
Exons: 12
Coding region: 403-2286 (627 amino acids)
Biological process (GO): defense response to virus
Cellular component (GO): microtubule; membrane; nucleus
Molecular function (GO): GTPase activity; GTP binding; microtubule binding
Source: RefSeq, a predicted model, not a curated record
AAAAAGACAUUUUUGAACAAAUAUGCAUUUUUUUAUUUAGUUGUAUAGAAAGCACAGAAAAUAGGUGCACUGGAUACAGACUUUUGCACAUAGCCUGAGCAGCUGUAGGCCUAGAAAAAUCGUUUUCCAAUGAAACUUUUUUUUUAACCGAGUGUUCAAUGAAUAGUAUCAUUAACGCCUUCGGGUUAAGUUUCGUCGAUAGAAAGAGGCAUGAAACGAAACUUAACUUAAGUUUCCAUUUCUUUCACCCGGUUUGACCGUCACUGACAGCCGCAUCCGGCUCACAGUUUAGACACUGAAGCUCGCAGCUUGUCAGGGACAGAGCUCAGUGAGGACUUUCAUCCAGCAGUGUUGUUCAUUUUUAAAACAUCAUUUGUUUACAGGAAACAACAAAUAAUUAUCAUGAACUCUCUGAACCAACAGUAUGAGGAGAAGGUGCGUCCCUGCAUUGAUCUCAUUGACUCUCUUCGCUCUCUGGGUGUAGAGAAGGACUUGGCGCUGCCUGCUAUCGCCGUGAUUGGAGACCAAAGCUCAGGGAAGAGCUCUGUGCUGGAGGCGCUGUCAGGUGUGGCUCUGCCAAGAGGAAGUGGCAUUGUGACAAGAUGUCCUCUUGAACUGAAGAUGAAAAGAAAGAAAGAGGGAGAGGAGUGGUGUGGAAAGAUAAGUUACCAGGACUCUGAGGAAGAGAUAAAAGACCCUGCAGAUGUGGAGAAAAAGAUUUGUGAAGCUCAGGAUCAGAUGGCCGGGGUCGGGGUGGGGAUCAGUGAGGACCUCAUCAGUCUGGAGAUCGCCUCUCCUGAUGUUCCAGACCUGACACUCAUUGACCUGCCCGGCAUCGCGAGAGUGGCUGUGAAGGGACAACCAGAGAACAUUGGAGAUCAGAUAAAGAGACUGAUCCAGAAGUUCAUCACAAAACAAGAGACCAUCAGCUUGGUGGUUGUUCCAUGCAACGUGGACAUAGCAACCACAGAGGCUUUGAACAUGGCACAGCGAGUGGAUCCUGAUGGAGAGAGGACUUUGGGUAUCUUGACGAAACCUGAUCUAGUGGACAAAGGCACAGAAGAGACAGUGGUUGACAUUGUCCAUAAUGAGGUCAUCACACUGAAGAAGGGCUACAUGAUUGUCAGGUGCAGGGGUCAGAAGGAGAUCACAGAGAAGGUGUCUCUUACUGAAGCAAUAGAAAGAGAGAAAGCCUUCUUCAAAGAUCAUGUGUAUUUCCACACUCUUUACAAUGACGGUCUUGCUACUGUUCCUAAACUGGCUGAGAAACUCACCCUUGAGCUGGUGCAACAUAUUGAGAGAUCUCUGCCUCGACUGGAAGAGCAGAUAGAGGAGAAACUAGCACAGACUCAGGCAGAGCUGGAGAAAUAUGGCACUGGACCUCCAUCUGACGCAGGCGAGAGACUCGCCUUCCUCAUUGAUAAAGUGUCAGCAUUCAAUCAGGAUGCCCUCAGUCUGGCUACAGGCGAGGAACUCAAGUGUGGAGAAAGGCUCAAUGUCUUUUCUACACUCAGAAGAGAGUUUGGGAAGUGGAACGCCCACCUGGACCACUCAGGAGCAAAAUUUAAUAAAAGAAUUGAGAGAGAAGUGGAAGAAUAUGAAGCGAGGUACCGUGGAAGAGAACUGCCAGGCUUCAUCAACUACAAGACCUUUGAGAUCAUGGUCAAGGAGCAGAUUAAACAGCUGGAAGAACCAGCUGUCAAGAAACUCAAAGAUACAGGAGAUGCUGUUAGGAAAGCUUUCAUACAGCUGGCCCAAAGUAGCUUCACUGGAUUUCCCAACCUUCUGAAAACAGCCAAGGCAAAGAUCGAAGCCAUUAAGCAAGAAAAGGAGUCCGCUGCAGAGUCCACGCUGAGAACUCAGUUCAAGAUGGAGCUGAUCGUUUACUCUCAGGACAGGACCUACAGCAGCAGUUUGAGUGAGAACAGAGAGGAGGAGGAGGAAGAGGAGAGGAGAGACAAAUCGAAACGCCCACAAUUUCAAAAAAAGAGUAUUGUGUACAGCAUGGAUAAUCAUGCAACACUCCAGGAGCUGAUGUUGCACCUUAAAUCAUAUUACAAAAUUGCCAGCCAGCGUCUGGCUGACCAGAUCCCAAUGGUGAUCCGUUACCAGAUGCUGCAAGAGUCUGCUGUCCAACUGCAGAGAGAGAUGCUGCAGGUGCUUCAGGACAAGGAGAAUAUGGAGUUCUUACUGAAGGAGGAUUUUGACACUGGCAACAAAAGGGCUUCUUUGCAGAGUCGCCUCAAGCGUCUCCAGAGGGCCCGUGCAUACCUGGUGGAGUUCUAGUGGUCAAUGCCUAACAGUAUGACUUGCUGUGCUGCUUUCAUUUGCCAAAAACAGUACAAUCAUGGGUUAUAGGAUUGUUGUAUUAUUAUUUUUCACUGUGUCCAAUGUUGAAUGGGCAGAUAUGCCGUAGAUGAAACCACUGAGACAGAAUGGGGCCUUGAUUCCUUUUACUAUUUGCAUCUAAACUAUAUUUACCAUUUACCUGUAUGCUUUUUUUCCACAUCAUUUCCAUUUUACUUUCAUGAAUAAUAAUAAUAAAAUAAAAUUCACUGUAUUUACAGAUCAUGUCUCUGCCCGAUCACAAGUAUGUGAGUUUGAAAUUAAGGUUAUUGGUAUUUGAUAUUACUCCAUUUCCUAAUUGUACAUAUUUCAUGGGGUGUAAUUGCUGUGAUGCAGUUGGUCAUUCACAAUGACCUCAGUCUCCUAUAAUAUCAAUCCCCUCGUCGCACUCUGGUGUUGUUCAUUCUCAUGAAGUUUCAUGUCUUCUACCUUAUCCUCUCCCUCUGCCACAUUCACAUUAAAGCACAUGUGAUUUUUUUUCUUUUUAGGACAAACUGCAGUAAUUUGUUUGUUCCAACCAGGGCUGGAUUAGCCUACCUAUGAGACCAUGGGGCAAAAAUGAGCCAUGGGCACCUACUGAUUAGGAUUUUGUAACUUUAUUAAGCACAGAUUUAUUCAGGAAAAUGCACCAUGUAAGAUCAGGUAAUAAUUCUACUGUUAAACUAAUUUAUAAUUCAUUAAAUUGUCAUAAAAUAGUUGCCACAUGAACCUGGAGACUUUGCGCAGUUGGUAAUCCUUCUCUGGCUCAAACCAUUUGCACACAGUAAAAUAUUGUUUUCAUAGAAUCCAUGAUUUACACUGAGUCAAAAUGAGAACAGUUAAGUAUGUUUUAACUCCAAAACACCUGCAGGCAGUUUAGAUUCUCCAGUUCACCUGAUCAGCCCAUGCUAACCACCAUGCCACCUGUGUAUAUCAAUCCCUGAAAUAGGACAGUCAUAUAAUGCAUCACAUUCCUGGAUAACCACCCAGGACUGCAUAUUAUGUCACUGUAAGAAGAAUGUUUGAUGAAACUAACUUAAACUAAAUUAUAAAGUAUACCUUUUUGGAAAGUGAAA